Molecule: messenger RNA, 11628 nt
Organism: Cyclopterus lumpus (lumpfish)
Lineage: Eukaryota; Metazoa; Chordata; Actinopteri; Perciformes; Cyclopteridae
Gene: rap1gds1
Product: RAP1, GTP-GDP dissociation stimulator 1
Exons: 16
Coding region: 374-2197 (607 amino acids)
Biological process (GO): positive regulation of GTPase activity
Cellular component (GO): cytosol
Molecular function (GO): protein binding; guanyl-nucleotide exchange factor activity
Source: RefSeq, a predicted model, not a curated record
AACCGGAAAGGGUACUCUAAAUCCCCGGUUUGGCAUGUCAGAUUGAGCCUGUCGUCCAGGGGAGUGCCAGCCAGCAGGUCUUGACUGUUGGUGUGGAUGUGAGAGGAAGUCCGAUGUGUUAACUCGGUCGUCACCCGGUGUACAGGCCACUGUGCAGCAGCAUCCAUCUGAGCGGCACUGCCCGUGGCUGCUGUUGCUUCCUAACUGGCUAGCUAGCUAGCUCACCUCAACCCGCUAACUUCGCCAGUUUAAGGCGGUUUAACGGACACACAGUGAAGGGAAAGCGGGGCCUCCCGGCUACUACGACUCGCUCCACAGCUGCCCUGGAGAGCUUAACACGCCGGUUUAUUUUCCGGAGCAACAUCCUGCUGAGAUGGACAACCUAAGUGACGCCCUGGAGAAGCUGAAGCUGGCGUCCACAGACAGCGCCACUGACAGCGUGGAGAGCUGUCUGGACUGCCUGCUGAAAGCACUCGCCAACAACAACACCGAGGCCAGUGUGAAGAUCCAGGAGAUGGGCAUUCUCCCCCUGCUCCCCACCCUGCUCAGUCCCCAGUCCUCCUGCACCCCUAAAGUAGCCAACAUCAUAGCUGAGCUGGCCAAAAAUGAGUUCAUGCGGAGUCCCUGUGUCGGAGCCGGCCUCAUCCCUCCUCUAAUUCAGCUGUUGCACUCCGCCAACCAGGAGGUUCUGCUGCAGACUGGCCGAGCGCUCGGCAACAUCUGUUACGACAGCCAUGAGGGCAGGAGUGCAGUUGACCUGGCAGGAGGGGCUCAGAUAGUAGCUGAACACAUUAAGUCCCUCUUCCAAAAUACUGAGCCGGAAAAUGAGAAGCUCUUGACUGUCUUUUGUGGCAUGCUGAUGAACUAUAGCAAUGAUAAUGAUUCCUUACAAGCUCAGCUGAUUAAUAUGGGUGUGAUUCCCACUCUGGUGAAGCUGCUCGGCAUCCAUUCCCACAACACAGCCCUGACAGAAAUGUGUCUAAUUGCCUUUGGGAAUUUGGCUGAGCUUGAGUCCAGCAAAGAGCAGUUUGCUUCCACCAACAUUGCUGAGGAGCUGGUGCGUCUUUUCCAGAAGCAGUCCGAGCACGAGAAGAAGGAAAUGAUUUUUGAAGUUCUGGCUCCACUUGCAGAAAAUGAUGUGAUAAAGCUCCAGCUGGUGGAGGCAGGCCUGGUGGAGUGUCUCCUGGAGGUGGUGGCUCAGACUGUAGACGGAGAGAGGGAGGAGGACAUCGCCCAGCUCAAGACUGCCUCCGACCUCAUGGUUCUCCUGCUGCUGGGAGAUGAGUCCAUGCAGAAGCUGUUUGAGGGAGGAAAGGGCAGCGUCUUUCAGAGGGUCCUGUCCUGGAUUCCAUCCCAUAACCACCAGCUGCAGCUCGCUGGGGCUCUGGCCAUUGCCAAUUUUGCUCGCAACGAUGGGAAUUGCAUCCACAUGGUGGACACUGGCAUUGUGCAGAAGCUUCUGAAGCUGUUGGAUCGGCACGUUGAGGAAGGCAACGUCACCGUUCAGCAUGCAGCACUGAGCGCCCUACGGAACCUGGCCAUACCCGUGGUAAACAAAUCCAAGAUGCUGUCAGCUGGAGUAGCAGACGUGGUGUUGAGGUUUUUGCAGUCAGAGAUGCCUCCAGUCCAGUUUAAGCUGCUGGGGACGUUACGCAUGCUCAUCGAUACUCAAGCUGAAGCCGCAGACCAGCUGGGAACCAAUGGGAAGCUCGUGGAGAGGCUAGUGGAGUGGUGUGAAGCCAAAGAUCACGCAGGGGUGAUGGGCGAGUCCAACAGGCUCCUGUCUGCCCUCAUUCGACACAGCAAGUCCAAGGAAGUCGUUAGAGCCGUCAUCCAUGGAGGAGGAGUCAAGCACUUAGUUACCAUGGCAACUAGUGAGCAUAUGAUUAUGCAGAACGAAGCUCUGGUGGCGUUGGGUCUCAUAGCAGCGCUGGAUUUGGUCGCAGCUGAGAAGGACUUUGUCGGAGCCAACCUGGUGUCGGUGCUCCACAAGCUGCUGUCAGACGAGAGGAGCGCACCGGAGAUCAAGUACAACUCCAUGAUCCUCAUCUGUGCAGUUAUGGGCUCAGAGCCCCUCCACAAAGAGGUCCAGAGCCUGGCGUUCAUCGACGUGGUGUCCAAGCUGAGGGCCCACGAAAACAAAAUGGUCUCCCACCAGGCGUCCCUCACAGAGCAGCGGUUAACUGCCCAGAGCUAAAUGACUGUCUGACCCCGCCCACACCCACCCACCCACAACGCCUGCCUGAACACCCAAUCACCCAGUGACACCUCAUGACUGCUCUCCCCUCUGUGCCCUAUCUUCAUGUGCCAAGGUACCAUGUCGCGUUAACUGCCAGCCAAGACCUUCUCAUGUCUCUGCCCCGCCCACCAGGGUUAGACUGAGCAUGCAAUCUGACCAUUUUCUAACGUCAUUUUAUAAUUUGAAUUACAACAAUGAACCUAUAAUGUAAUCCUCAAGAGGGUGGAAACGUCUCUGAAACAGUUUGUAAGACUUGUGUCUCCUCUGAAAGCCAUAAUAAUGAAUUUAUUUAGGUGGGUUAGCAGGUCCUUAACGAAGCCACGCCCCUUAAACCCUGGUCUACCUGCAUCAGUCCAACCCUGGUCCCCUCCUCUACUUGUAUCUUCUGCUAUAAGUAGGUCCACAGGAGCUGAGGCGCCAUAAACAGCCUAACGCAAUAGAUAAGAGACAACACUCUUUUACGACCAUAGCUGUGAGACCAUCCACCGGUAACCCACCAGUGAAAAAAUGUGCACAAAAGAACAAAAAAAAAAGACUUCCUGUUGUGAUUUUUCCUUCAUUUUUAAGAAAAGCAGCCAUCCAUGAUGUGCCCAGUCGUGUCCAUGUAGCUCGAGUAUAAAUUGACUAGAAACUGCAUGUUUUAGUCCUGUUAAAGGUGUGCCCGUGUUCAUUUGACCUCUCCACUGCUCGCAUAGUCCCAAAGUCCAGCCUGCCCUCCUCCACUGACACGGCCAGUCUUGUACACUUUUUUUUGCACUUGUUGUUUCGGCUCGGAUCAAUAGAUUUUAUCAGAUUUUUAAUUCCACAGUAGUCAAACACACUUCCUAUGCUCCAGCAGCUGUACAGUGAACAGUAGUCACUCCUCGGACCUAUAAGGUAAGAAUAGUCAUGUCAGGUGGGCACAAAGUAACAAAACAUGCAAUUCAGUCUGGAAAAGAAAGGUCUCUUCUAUUCAAAUCAAAGAUGUCUCUGAUUUCACAUGGAUGGUAUUGACUUGAAUUAAAAAGACUAAAUCAUGUUUUUGUUACUUUGCUCCUACCUGGCAGGUUUCCCAUCUUAUAGGUCCUUAAGCAGAUUGCCUCUCCGACAUCUAAUCAAUGCAUGGCAGUUUGCAUAGCCACAGUUCUACAGGUGAACACCUUCUGAACGCUGUACAAGCUCCAGAAAACAUCACUAGGAAAUCACAUUUUGUGAUGGGGCAUGAACUGGUAAUCUAUGAAGAGCAGCCAAGAACAAGACUAAGAAUUCCAAAAGUAGAAUGGAGCACUACAGCCUGAGCUGUAACACGAUAGAGCCCCAAAAGAAAUGACGACCGUGGCUCUAUGGAAACCAGGAGUGUAAUUCUGCUGUAUGAAGUAAAGCGUGUGUUGUGGAGCAAAGUAUUUAACCACAGGUUCUCUCUUUAUGGCAGUUGUUCUAGUCGAAGGGGUUUCUGCUAACACGUCAGCAUGUCCGACACCCUAUGUUCACGUGCCACCCUGUUUCCUGGUCUGGGCCCAUGCUUUUGUUUUUUUUUAAAGGUAUGAAUGGUUAUUUAUCAGAUCUGUGCUCUUUCUGAAGACACAUGCCUGUGGAGAUGUAUCCAUAGUAACUGCGUAAAAUCCUAUAAACUUAAGUGUUUGUUGUAAAUGUCAUGAGUUGUACAUUUGGAGGAUUGUAACUCAGCAGAUAAUUAAAAGAUGAUAGCUGGUGAUGGCCGACGUAUCCCUGCUGUAGCUCCGUCUGAAAGGAUUGCUUCCUGUUUGCACCUCAUGACAAACAGGAAGUGGGGGUGGGGAGUCAAGGGAGUGACUCAUCGGAUGAGUUCCCACCAAUCUGCAUUUGUUUGGAAUGAACCGAUUUCAGACUAGUUUCUAUCUAAAGAUGCCCAGGAACUGUGUGUGUGUGUGUGUGUGUGUGUGGCAAUGCACAAACCAACCAACCAGAGUGCCAAAAAUAACACCCCUUUAAAGACUCAAGUAUGCACUUUUUAUUUAUUUUUUUGUCACUUUAAUAAAUUGUAAUUGAUAUUAAAAUCAGUCCAAUUUCAACAGGACAUGAGACGAGGACAUUAGGAGUUAGUUACAUGACAGUGUUUGUGGGGUUCCAUGUGAUCAUCUAAUCGUGAUGAGUGAGAGGCGAGACAGCCGGACUGCAGUGCUCCUCACACUUCCUCCGUCUGCUUCAGAUGUACAAUCAGAAACACGGCUGAUCCCUUGUUGAUGAACAUAUUCAGUGUUCAAGCUCCACAAUAUCAAUCUGAACAUACUUUACUGGAAAAAUGCUGCAAAUACUUUGCAAAAGUGAUGCAUGCUUCGAGCAAAUAAUCGCUUUAAAACAUCGAAAGAAACACCGAGGGAAACGAACAUCCGAACAUUCCCGUUUCAGAUGUGUUCAUUGUGCAUCAAAGUAGAGGCAGUGAAGACGACCAGGUGGUGUUUUCACUCAGAUGUUCGUGGUGAAACAUCCCCUCCUCCCGGUUCUCACCAACAUAUGAAAUGAAAUGACGGCGGGGUUACAACGACACACGUGGAUCAGACCUUCAACACGUUUAAAAAUGAUCCAGGUCAUUUCAAAUGUUCACACCGUUUCAAAAAAGUGUGAAAUAAGGGAUUAACGUGAUAGUAGGACCGGGCUAGUUUGAGUACAGAUGCUGAAACUGGACUUUUUCAAAUCCUUACUACUGAGAAAUAUAAAUCUUUUUUUGUAUAAUAAGUUUUUCAUUGAAAAGAUUAGUUUGGAUUUUUCAAACCCUGCCCUUCAUAUUUACAAACCUAUGUAGAUAUGAAGGACCCAUUCUAAGCUAAUGAAAACACAGCCAGUCUUAGUUCCAGGUGGUUAUACACUAAUGAAAACAUAGUUAUUAAUACUGUAUUCCAUGUCUGCCAAUACAGCCUAAAUCCUACACACUGGCCCUUUAAAGCGUUGGACUCUGGAGAGCGUUGUUCCUCUCAGAGAGGACUGUGGAUCAAAGGGAUACUUCUAGAAACCAAUAACUUUCACCAUACAGACGGUGUCUUAGUAAAUGUUUUGUAUCGAUGUAAAAAUACCCAUUAACAAAAAAAAAAGCCAAAGUUCACAUGUGAAAUGUUUUCUAAAUGCAAGUUUGCCAGAGUAAAAGAAGAAGGUGUUGUUGUGAGAAGAAGAAAAAAGAAGCGUCAGUCUGUUUUCAGUUUUGUAACUCCACCCACCAGAUCCGGAGAGUGAGCGGUGGAAAGGUGCACAAAACAAGCGCUCAGCUGGGACGAGCAGCGACGUCACAGUCCUGCUUGAUGGGGUCAGCAGUGGAGCGACGGUACCCAUCAUUAUCAAAAAGAUGUACAAAACUCUACGCUGAGCGGCGUGCGUGUUCGAGCCCCUCAACAACUCGGUGUUAUGUACAGAGCGUUUACGUAGUAGUGCCUCGGGGAAAGGUGCUGGUUCAGUGAAGAAAAACAGGUGCAGGAGGACAGCGAGGCUCCCUGGCGAUGUGCUCGAAGGAGGGCAUCUGAGGGCAGUUGGCGACACAAAAUACAAUUAACUUUGUAUCAAUUGUACAUUCUUAAGUGGCGUAUACAGCCAAAGUCAAUUUCAGGGGGAACAAAUAAGAAAAGGGUUACCUGUUUGAAUUGAAAUGCUGUGUCAGCAUCAGGUAAAGAAACUGGAAAAGAGCAGACAGACAGUUAAUUAAUCAGAAAGCUUGUGAACAACAACAGGAAGCAGAGCGGCGGCUCGGGAUCAGCGCUUUAAACUCAGAAGAAGAAGAAGGUCCUCGGGCAGAAGAGAAGGCCACGAAGAAAGACAGACUUGUCAGUCACAUGACUCGAGGCGUAUUAAUGCACAGCUCAGCGGGACCAUGAAGGAGGUCAUCGACAUGCAGCAUUUAAAAGCCUUUCGUUAGGGCUCGUCCAUGAAGAAACUACGUGUCCCGCACAAUGCUAAUGCUAAUGCUGUUAGCAGUAUGUGGUCGGUUUGUUAUUUUACAGUUCUGAAAUAUUUCUAUCGGCUGCCACGUAAAAGGUCAAAGUUCCCAAAGCCGCCUCUAACCACACCCACAAUAACGUUGGCUUCUGUUCAUAACAUGAACACGCCUUCGUUCCACAGAAUCAGAGCCGUGCCGACAUUCUGAGCCUCGUCGUCUUUAGAGGGGAUCAAAUGGGGUCCAGCAGUCUGUAUCAACCUCCAACAGGAGUUCUACUCCGGCUGCUCCAGACGUGUCAGAUUGUAGAUUAUUAUGGGGUUAUGGGGGGAAAAGAAGUUUCAAGAACUCUGAAUUUACGGGGCAACUAAACUACUAUUUACUCAUGAAAAAUGACUUUGGAUGGGAACCAAAUGCUAACCUACUGCUAAUGAGCUAGCGAGCAGCCACAGAGUGAAACAGGAGAUACUGCAUGGAGAUCAGAGGAGGUUCAUGUGGAGUCAUUCUAACAACGCUUUGAGUGGCCAGAUGUUGUAAACAUCUAACAGCUGUUUUAGGGGGUCAUGAGGAUCAAUACUCCUAAUGUGGUGAAACACUGCUUACACAACCUGUAAAGAUGGCACGAGGAACUGUAAUGCAGUGUUAAUGUUGGCGCCCCCUGUGGACACAAGGGGUAGUUUUUACUAAUUUUACUGCCUGAACUCCAUGGAUAUAAUUAAACCCGGAAUAUUACGGAAUGAGUCCAGUGGCUCACUCUGGCCUCCAUAGCACAAUAAGAGUAGAAUGAACACCCAGCAGCUGUUUGCAGAUGUGUCCCUUAAAGGGAACACGACACCAAACCAACAUCAUCCAUCCGAUCCCACAAAGCACACAACGCAACAACUGGAUCACCACACCCACCGGCUACAAACACACAAGCAGCGUGUGUGUGUGUGUGUCAUGAGGAGUACGCUGAUGCUUUCCUGCUGGAGGGUGGUGGGAUUCGACCCGUGGAGGGAGAGGGGGGCACCCUGAUGGAGCAUGGAGGAGGAAGAAUGAGGUGAGUUUUGACAUGAUGAAGGUGAAGCUCAGUAGUUAAGGAAUGACAACGCCAAUUCACUUAAAAUUCAAAGAUGUAAAAGUAGCCAUAGUUCAAGUACAUUAUGGGCCUUUUGUGGAAUGAGAACAGAAGAAACAAACUGGUGAAACGGGUAUGAGGGCACUCAAGUAUGAAAGUUCAUUUUCUCACCAGCUCGCUCGCACAGCUUCAAUGUCGCUCACUAGGUUUUGGGCCAGACAAAUCCCAAAAAUCUGUGGAUGAAAGAAGACAAAAGGGUGAGCUGCAGCGCCGCUGGUUGUGUCUCCGGUCGGGGGAACCUGUGAGUGGAACUGGCCUGCAGCAGAGCGACUCCAAUGAAGAUCCCGGCCACCAGGGUGAGGUUGUCCUGCAGCCACUUCUCAAACUGCGGCACGCAGCCCUUCAUGUUGAUGUAGUCCUUCUGCUCCGCGUCCUGCUCAACACAAGCGGCACAGUUUCACCUCCACAGGUUGACACAAACAGUCUGCUAACUAAGCAUGUUUGCUCAUUUCAUCCACCUUUGACCUGCCCUCAAAAUCACUGUUUGUAUUAUAUCACUUUCAUUUCAUUGAGAAGAGAUGAAAUAUGACAUUUUCUAGGUGAAUAAAAUCAAAAUGGCCAAAAGGAAAGCGUGAGCGAGUUACUCACUGGUUUAGCUCGAAUGUCGUAUCCACACUGAGUGUUGAUUACAUCCUCCUGGAGACAGAAGACAACGCAUUAAACCGUCUCCAUGACAACACUGAUGUUCAGCAGCAAAUUCAGCACAUUUAUAUAAUGAAAAACAAAGAUGUGAUCAGGUGAGCGUGCAUAAAGGGAAGUCAGAAUUAACAAAUAUUAACUGUAUGUGUACAGAUUGUAAAGCCCUCUGAGGCAAAUUUGUAAUUUGUGAUAUUGGGCUAUACAAAAUAAACUGAAUUGAAUUGAAUUUAAUUUAAUUUAAUUAGCCCGGCAUGGGUUGCGAGCUCAGGCUGCAGAGCGGGGGACUCGUACCGCCGGGUCCUUGGUGCAGCAGGAGAAGGGAACGCCGCACUUCUCUCGACUGGGAUUCCCAUCGGUGCAGUUGAAAUAGAUGUUCAGGUUCCAGUCGUCUGCUCCGAACGCGCCGCAGCACUCCCACUGAAGUCACGCCGAGACAGAAGAAGAAAUAAUAUACAUUUCUGCAUUGUAAUUAUUGAUGCAUUCAACGUGUUGCUUAUUUCCAGGGUCAUGACUGAACUGUGAAUGCAGACGUACGUAUUCCUGAGUGAAGUCGAUGAGGUUCUGCAGAUCGAUGUCGUCGCGGUACGCACGGAUGUUGUUGUUGAUGAACAGGUUGAGCUGGUCUUUAAUCCAGUCCUUAAAGACGAAGGCCAGGAUGCCCGUCGUCAGCUCCAAGAAAAAGAUGAUCCCCAGAAACACUGAGAACUAGGACAGGGACACGCGCUCCGAUGCAUCCUGCAAAGCCCAGAAUGAACAUGAUCGCCCCGACCACCAUGAAGAGCCAGACCGGGUCCAGCCCCCCCAGGUCCGUGAUGGACGAGAUGUUGGACAGGACCCCCUGGAGGGGAGAGACAGCACGUCAAACUUCCGGUCAAGGACAGGAAGGUCCCUUCAGAAUAAUAAAAACAGUAUCUUCCUCUUAUGCUUUACAAUACAUUCCUCAGAAUAUUCUUCAUAAUAUCCCUUAUAUAAUUAUCAUAUCUUUCUUUAUGUAUUCAUUUAAAACAUAGACUUUCUUAUUUACAUGUGCAAGUAUAUAUAAAAUCAAUGCAUAACCAAAUGUACAUUCACUUUGGUAAACGACUCAAUAGUUCCUGCAGUUAUACAAUGUAAAUGGUGAACUUAAAAAAAACCCUGUGACCUGAUGUUGAAUUUCUAAAGUAAAGGUUUUAAGAUUGAUUUUUCACCGUCCAAGCGGCCAUUGAUUUCAUAUCAUUUGAUGAUGUAUGAAAUCCUACAUUGUAGAUCACCUCAGCAUCCCAUUAGAUGUUGGUAUAUAGACGUCUCUUGGGACUAGGCCAGGUGAUGGAGUGGUCAGACACUUAUUUAUCACCUACUUAACCCACUGACUAAAGAUGAUAGACUGGGGAAUGACUGGAGGGAUGUUCGGGAAGGCGUCAUAUUUAACAGGAUAUCGUCUGCGUGUAUGGUGAUUUUUUAUAGUGCGAUCUGGAUUGGUUUUCCUGGGCUACAUGCAGAUCAGGGUCGGCCCUCCGUCAGUUCAGAGGAUCGUGGGAAUUCACCUGAAGCUGUUUGGUAACUUGAAGAACGGCCGAGUCAAACGUGGUAUGCUCUCAAAGGCUCUAGAUCUAGAGAGUGAUUGUGUAGAAAUCACUGGGGCUGUUUCUCCUUCCUGCUUUAUUGAACUUAUUUAUUACUUAUUUUACAAAUUGCCGAUGGUUUCUGUCAAUUAUGAUAGUGUUUUUACAAAGUCAUUGGCGAGAUCUGCUGACAUAUGUCAUUGCUAUUGCAAAGUCUGAUGUGGCAAAAAAAGACAAGCAGUCAAACGAUAAGCAAAGUUGUAAACGUCACCAACCUUGGACAUCAAAAGCCUGGCACUCGAAAAUAAAUCUUUCAUCCUCCAAUAGAGGAAAUAUUUGAUAUGCUAUGUCCAGUGUAGUAAUUAUAAAGCCCAGUUCUUGCUUUGAAAGAACAAGAAAGAAUGUGAGGAAAUGAAGAAAAGACAGCUCCAUCUAUUGCACAGCGUCUCCUUCAGGACCAACAUAGGACGGAUGAACGCUCUGCAGCCGCCAACACCACAGAGGGUUGACGGAGCCUUUAACACCUAUUCAUAUCUGUAGCUGGGAAUAUGAACUGAUUCAGUGAAAUACUUCUUAUUAAUAUCACCCUGGGUUCCAUCAGUGCAUUCAUAGUAAACUCAGUUUGAUAAGUUUCAAGUGUUUGUUUAAUCACAUUUACGAGGAUGGAACUUGGGCCGGGAUUUAAAGCUGUAUUUACUUAGUUUGCCCACUAGGGAGCAGCAGAGCAGGCGGCUAGAAGCUAACCAUCUAGCUAGCUUCAAAACAAUGAGCUAAAAGAGGCAAAACAGUUCAGAGGGACAGAGUUGGUGAUAAUUCACAUAACACACAUUGUUUAUAUAUAAAUAUUGAUUAGCGGAGUGAAUUAGUAGCGGAGAACAUCCUACACAACCUCAUAGCCGUGGGUUUAAUUCCAACCCCCCCGCCCCCCAUUAGUGCAGCUUUUUAUAUUAUUAUCAUGAUAAAAAAGAAAAAGCAUGUCAAAGUAUUUGGAAGUGAAGGACUAACAUAAUAGAGUAUUCUGUUGUAAUACUGUGUGCUUACCUUCUCACUCCACGCCCACAGUCCAAUCCCAACCAAGGCCAUGCCCAGCAGCUGCAACACACCACAGUCGAGUCAGAUCACAGCCGCCGCGUUGAUGCACCGCGACACGGCGCCUUGUUAUUCAGACACGUUUCCUCUGAGGCCCUCGUGGCCGUCUUUAUUCCUCUAUGAUGUCGGUGUUUGUUUCAUCGGAGGUUUACCCUCACAAAGUCACCGAUGCUGAUUCAGAACCCGGGGUUCACAUCAUUACAUCAUUACAUCUCACCUGAAACGUGCAGUUGUUAUUGUUGUUUAGCUUUCGCUCAUCUUGAUAUUAUUACAUGGAUGAAAACGUGCCCACUCGGGGUAUGAAUUUCUUCUCUUUAUUUAUGUAUCGUGAUUUUUCAUCACUGUGUGUUUCAUUGUGUUCUUUAACUGCUGAGUCAGCGUUCCGAAAAGGAGAGGGACGUUUGCUACCUUGCAUGAAAUGACAUGUGUACGUUGCAAUAAUUAGUAAAUCAUGAGCUUGCUAUCGCCGCAUCAGAUCAAUCGAUUGACAGAAAAUGAAUUGACUAUUUUGAUAAUUGAUCGUUUUUGGCAGUUAAAAGACCUUGAACUUCUCUUUGACCGUCGGUGUGGUCCUUUGGUGCUCAGCACAGAACACAAAGUGCACAUGUGGGAGGAGAGGAACAAACGGAGAAUAAAGGCCUGUUUUUGGAGCAGUGUCACUCUGCUGGUGUCAACACGAGCAUACUAAAAAAGGUCAAUCUCUAAAUAUGCAUUCAUCUCUAGAUGAGUGUUGCGCACAGCUGCUUUACGCUGAGGGAGAAGUGUCUCCUCCCUGCAGCCAUCUGAAGGACUGCGUUGAUGAAACCGCCAGCCUCUGAUUGGAGGAGAGCGCAGUGACAUCACACUCACUGCUCACUGUGUUUACCUUCAUUAAAGCGCCCUCAAACUGCAGAAGAAGAAGACGCACACACAUCAGACCGGUCUGUAGAAGUGCUGUUCUUCUUCUUAGAGACACCCGAUAACUGGAGCUCAUGAAUCCUGAGUGUGACCGCCUCGUUUACUUCUACCUACUAAAUCUGGGCUCUGUGUUUUUUUGACUUGUUGCUAUCAUCAUUGUACUAUUGAAGUGUUUGAAAAUUUUAACUUUUCUUUAUACAAAUCACAAAUUAAAACCCACUUUUUAGAA